AUGACCGACACAUAUACAAAAGCACCCAAUGCACUUACGCCUAUCAACUUAAGUGGCCCAGCCCCAUCUAAUAAGAAACUUCUUCCCAAGUAUGAAAUCAAUUGUGAUAUGGGAGAAGGAUUCGGGCCUUGGAAAAUGGGCCCAGACGAAGAUAUUAUGCCGCUAAUUGAUAGGGCCAACAUCGCCUGUGGGGGGCAUGCCUCAGACCCGCUGAUAAUGUUAAAGACCAUUAAGCUCGCCAAAAAGUAUGGCGUCGCGGUGGGGGCCCAUCCAGGACUUCCUGACAAACAGGGAUUUGGUAGGAGAUCUUGGGCCAUUGCUCCAGACGAUGUGUACACUAUGGUUUUGUACCAAGUUGGUGCAUUGAAGGCCAUGUGUGAUAGUGAAGGAGUUGAGCUCUCUCAUAUCAAGCCGCACGGAGAAUUAUAUUUUUAUACCGAAAGAGAUGCUGGCGUGAAAGCCGCCGUGAUUAGAGCAGCCAAGGUUUUUGGUGUCCCAUUGGUGGCCGGUAAAAGUGCCGAUUAUCAAGAGGUUGCAGCAAAGGCGGGUCAACAGCUUAUCCAUGAGGUCUACCCGGAUUUACAUAUCUCUCCCGAAGGGUAUUUAGUGAAGAUCCAGGCGGGGCCAAAGUCUCUUAGAACUCCAGAGAGGAUUUACGAGUGCGUGAAAAAGGCAGGAAUGGUGGAUCAAAUUACUAACGUGGAUGGCGAAGAAAUGAAUCUCGGCUUCGGAGGUGCUCCGAUCUCAUUUUGUUUACACAGCGAUAUGCCCACGGCUUUGGAAAAUGUUAUCAAGACCAGGGAGGCGGUUGAUGAAAUCAACCAAUUGUAUGGGCUCAAGUAA
Molecule: messenger RNA, 843 nt
Organism: Yamadazyma tenuis ATCC 10573
Lineage: Eukaryota; Fungi; Ascomycota; Pichiomycetes; Serinales; Debaryomycetaceae
Biological process (GO): carbohydrate metabolic process
Source: RefSeq, a predicted model, not a curated record